Molecule: messenger RNA, 3378 nt
Organism: Anopheles bellator
Lineage: Eukaryota; Metazoa; Arthropoda; Insecta; Diptera; Culicidae
Gene: Aps
Product: diphosphoinositol polyphosphate phosphohydrolase 1
Exons: 4
Coding region: 1049-1747 (232 amino acids)
Biological process (GO): diphosphoinositol polyphosphate metabolic process; adenosine 5'-(hexahydrogen pentaphosphate) catabolic process; diadenosine hexaphosphate catabolic process
Cellular component (GO): cytoplasm; nucleus
Molecular function (GO): bis(5'-adenosyl)-hexaphosphatase activity; endopolyphosphatase activity; diphosphoinositol-polyphosphate diphosphatase activity
Source: RefSeq, a predicted model, not a curated record
GUGUCUUUUUAGUUAGCCCAGCCGGCCCACCCAGCAUCCCAUUACUCGACGGAGUGCUUACGUUUUGUGUGCGAGAAGAACGCCCUCCCCAGUGAACGCCUGCAAACGCCAGGUUCCGGUUCCGGUGCCACACGGAAUUUGCCGCUACGCCGCCUACUAUAAAAAACCCUUAACCCUUAACCUGUCCUUCAAACCGAGCAGCUGGCGGCCAGCUGGAAAUCCGACGCAGAGAUGAGUGCGUGGUGUUGUUGAGCUCAGAGAAGUGUAGACGCACAGAAACCCUUUCGACGCCGUGGGAAAGCCAAAUUCACCGUGUGCCGCAACGAUGGAAGUAACCGAACCGGGUUCCUUGUGCAAUCGUAGCCACCGCCUCCGCUUCAGCCGCAGCUAGCUCCGUCCACCUUUGGCCGUCGGCUCGGCAGGUGAACGAGGUAGUCGAGUGAGCCCGGAAGAGACGAGAAGGGAAGGACGCACCGCGACGGCGGUGACGGCGGCGACGACCACGAAGACGAAGACGACGACGACGAAGACGAAGACUACGAGAAGCAAGGAUCGGAGCACGGAGCGAAGCAAACCACCCGGCGGCGUGCGUGCCCGAAUGAAUGUGGGUGUGUGUAACGCGGAAAUGUGUAUGUUCGUUGCGUAAAAAGUGAAUGUCUGUGUGGAUGUAUGUGUGCGUGCCUGUGUCUGUGUGUAUGUCUCUAGUGGUUCACAUUUUGUGGCAGUGUGCGUGAAAAUUGCGUGUGGAGAGUUGUAGAGUGCGCGAAGAGUAGGCGAAUGCUGCGGGAGUCAACAACAAUCGCAAAGCAUAUCUGAAAUCGAAGACCGCCAAGCUGGCCUGGCCCAACGGCGCAAGGAUACCGAGGAGUGAAACGAGCACCACAGGAGCCGCAGGAGGAGCAGAAGCAUCGAGCCAACGGGUUGUUUUGUUUGUUCGGAAUUACUCAUCGACGUUCUUUUGCUGAUCGCUCCAGACGGAAACGGAAGCCGGAACGGAAGAAAUAAAAAUAUCGUCACCGAAGAGCGCGCGUCUGUCACAACCGGGAAAAUGGUGAAGGAGAAACCCAACUCCACCAGAAUCUACGAUAAGGAAGGCUACCGCCGCAGAGCAGCGUGCAUAUGUGUGCGAUCAGAGGCCGAAGCGGAAGUUUUAUUAGUCACGUCGUCCAGACGACCGGAAUUAUGGAUUGUUCCGGGCGGUGGCGUUGAGCCGGAAGAGGAAGCUUCGUUGACGGCUGCCAGAGAGGUCUUGGAGGAAGCCGGAGUCAUGGGUGACCUUGGCCGUUGUCUUGGUAUUUUUGAGAACAGCGAGCACAUGCACCGUACGGAAGUGUUCGUAAUGGUCGUUACGCAGGAACUGGAAGAGUGGGAAGAUUCGAAAACAAUCGGCCGCAAACGCCAGUGGUUUUCGAUCGAGGAAGCAUUAUCCCAGCUGGCGCUUCACAAGCCGACCCAGCGAACAUACCUGCAGCAGCUGCGUCACUCGAAGCACCGUUGUCCCAAUUCUGCACCACCAAUUAUCUCCGAGCACGGCGAUGACGGGGCUACGCUUGAAACGACCACCGAUGCGACGGCUGAGGAACCGGCCACAUCCACGACACCGAUGGCAAAUAACAGCGGCGAAACCGAAGUCGUGGCCACCGGUGACCAGGAAGAGCAGCAGGCAUCGUCAUCAUCGCCAACACCCGCCGAGGGUGAUGCGGAACCCACCACAGCACCGUCACCUCCACCGACUCCAACCACUUAAGUCCAAUCUAAUGAUCAGCCGGAGAAGAGAAAACCUUUCGUAGGCACUCGUUUUAUUUCUUCAUAUUUUUCCGUUUAAGAUUUUUCUAUAACCAAGUUUCCAGCAGUGUUUUCUGUUUUCCACAUCACCAACGCUAAAAAAAAGAUGAAGCAGUUAAUUUGAUUAUCUCGAAUACCAUGGACAGCUUUUGUGGUUUGUCGUCAAUAUUUGUGGUUAGGAUUUAACAGGCAUGCAAUCGUCAAAGCGCGUCAACUGAUCCUCCUUUGUUUCGGAUACCGCUGAGGUGUGGCAUUAGGUGCUCCAAAAUGUUGAAAAUGUUAAGAUGCAAUAUCCCUUCUAACAUGCAAUACAGUGGAAUUUGCUUCUAUUUUUCGUCUUGAUUGAACGUAAGAAACAAAGAUUGAAACAAAAUUGCCUUCUGAAUUAUGUUAAAUCGACUUCGUUUAAAAUGUUUUUCUAUUCCCUCUUUGGGGGUUUCUAGCGCCAGAAGUAUAGUUUGGUACGAGAUUAUUAAAUCACAACAUCGUUUACUUGGAAGGCUUUCAUCGUAAGCGCCACACGGCGAAGAACGAUAGGAGGGCACAUAGUUAACGGUUAACAGCAGCAUGCGACCACUGCGAUAUUAACUAAUCCACACAUAAACUGAAACACUCAAAAGCAUGCACUUUUUGGAUCUUAAACUAUAAUCCUCACGCUCUCCAAGAUAUUGCUGAUUUUGCGAACCAUGAGCUUACGAAAUCUUACAGAGUAGAGACAGCACCUGCACUCGAGGCUAGGUGUAUUUCUGUCCCGUAAUAGUAAUUGAUUGAGGCCCGUCGCAAAUGUAUGAAGUGCCACAAACUACUCGGCAAAAUCCAGUUGACAACAGAAAUAUGUUCCCAAAAAAUUGAACAUUUCUGCUUAAUCUCCAAACUUUACACCGGAACGUGACGUAGACGACACAAUGGCGAACAAUUAUGAUUGGAAAAGAAAAUUACGAAACCACUUCCUCAAAAAGAAGAGCAACAACUUACGGAACACUGAAACUAUAAUUAAUGCAUGACUCGCAGUAGGUUGCAAUCGAUGACUUUGCUUCGAUGUCAAAUGAUGGUUUUAUGUUGGCAAAAUGGGAACAUCAUUAUUUAAGAAAAUCUUCUAACUGAAAAGUUUCCGAACUGCACGGACAAUAUUAGUAGCAGUCAAACAACUGGCAGAAAACUUCAUGCAGCUGGAAUCGAAAACGUGAUGAAUGAGUUAAUUUUGCUAAAUUAUACCUUUAAAUACUUAUACUUAUGAUACUUUAUUAUAAUUUAUUGAUAUACACACUACGUCUAGUGACUGUCCGAAACUCAGCAAAACUGUAAACGACGAAAGACGAAAAAUGGAGAAGGGAAAUGUUAUCAUAUGCAAAAGACGCGCGCAAUAACAUAGAUAAAGAUUUUUGUUCCACGCGGCUACAAUGCUCAACGCGAGCGACAUGAAAAUUCACCACAAAACUCUGUACAUGAACUGAAAAACAUAUGAAGGACGGACGCGUGUUUCAAAGCGGUACUGGCGAAUAAAUUACAGCCCCUCGUUUAAAACGUUCGGAACCCAUUCGGAAACAGUGUGACUUCCCCGCGAACGGUUCUUUGCUUAACCGGGACGAUCGA